Messenger RNA from Halteromyces radiatus, 978 nucleotides. RefSeq names its product MT-A70-domain-containing protein. The record is from RefSeq and is a predicted model, not a curated record. Bases 1 to 978 code for a protein of 325 amino acids. Gene Ontology annotation, cellular component: nucleus; RNA N6-methyladenosine methyltransferase complex. Gene Ontology annotation, molecular function: methyltransferase activity. Lineage: Eukaryota; Fungi; Mucoromycota; Mucoromycetes; Mucorales; Cunninghamellaceae. The transcript has 3 exons.
AUGAGUGUGAUCUAUUCAACUGAUCUUGUUGAUAUCAUAGAUUGCCUUCCAGUAUUUAGUAUAUUACCAUGGUAUUCUCUCAACUCUAAGGAUUACAAGCUAGAUCAACCUUAUUUUCGUACCAAAGCUAUGACUGAUAAAGAAACACGCCCCAAGAAAAAACGAAAACAAAUCAGUACCACCGAUCAACAGACUCAAGAACGGCAUGAAGUAUUAUUACCGUUUCUAUCAUUGUGUAUGGAAGACAUUACCUCUUAUUGGCGACAACAUCGACAACAGCAGCAAGAAGAAGCGAAAACGUUAGAAAAAAUAGAUCUUGUAGACUAUGACAAGGAUAAUGAAGAACUCACCAUGCUACACUUUCCGGAUUGGAUCCCAUCAGCUACAGCUCUACGACGGUUCCAGUCUUUUGACAGUAUACCCACAGUGACACUGACUUUAGAAUUGCAAGAAUUUGAAUUACUGGAUAUAUUUAAUCAAUGGAUUAAGAACAAGACUUCCAUGUGUCGAAAAAUCACUUUGAGCGGUCAUGGUACUUACCUUAUUCCACCACAGACAGAUUUUCUCAUGGGUGAUUUGAAAGAUGUGAACGACCUUCUACUUAAAGUCCAUCGAUCCUCCCAUUAUGAAACACAAGAUAUUUAUGAUCUCUAUCAGAUACCCAUAUCAUCGAUGAUUCAUGACGGUUCAUUGAUUGCAGUCUGGGUCACAAACAAACCAAAGUUUAGGCGAUUCGUGAUAGAAAAGUUAUUCAAAUCAUGGAAGGUAGAUUGUAUAGGUGAAUGGACUUGGAUCAAGGUGACAAAUCAUGGAGAACCUGUACUUCCUCUGAAUUCUACUCAUCGAAAACCAUAUGAACAACUUAUUAUUGGACGAUACUAUAAACAACAAAUAUCAUCAUCUAGUUUUCCUUAUCAACAUUCUAUUGUUAGUGUACCUUCAAAACGUCAUUCAAGAAAACCGCCAUUACAAGGUUAG